Molecule: messenger RNA, 20440 nt
Organism: Podarcis lilfordi (Lilford's wall lizard)
Lineage: Eukaryota; Metazoa; Chordata; Lepidosauria; Squamata; Lacertidae
Source: the annotation of a GenBank genome assembly
AUGGACUACAUUUCCCAUCGGCCACCGCGGCCUCGGCCUCGGAGUCCGAAGGCUGCAUCCGGGCUCCGAGGAAGGCCCAGAGGCCGGGCGGCGAUGGCGGCCUCCUGCGCCGAGAUCCUGCGGAGGGAGUUCCCGGAACUCGACGGGGAGAUGUUCGAUUACGUGACCGGUGAGGCUGAGGCGAGGGCGGAGCGGGGGGGCCUGGGCUGCGGGGGGCGCGGCGUCUUUCUCCUCAGCACAGCCGAGACCAGCCGGGCUCCCUCAGCGUGGCUGUCCCCGGCUUCCCUCCGCAAGGCUGAGGUGGCCAUGCCGAGGGAAGGCGGGCGGCGGGCGGCGCGAGGAAGCGAAGCGGGUCCUUGGCUCUCCGCUCCUUCUUCGACUCUGGCCUCCCCUCAUGUCGGCUGGGUGGGAUGCGAGGCCCCUAUGCGGGUGUGUGUCAUGGGCGUAGCCAGGACUUUGGGGGGGGGGCAUGACUUCGUGGGGGGGGGGCACAACCGGCGUAACUGGUCAAUUAGUUAUUUCUAUUGUUUUACUUGAUGGGGUGCCCCCCUCUGCCACCACCCCCUUAGCUACACCCAUGGUGUGUGUAUGUGUGUGUGUGUUAUCUGGAACGAAGGUCCCAGGUAAUGACACCCAUAUAUCAUAUAUUUCAUUCUCAUAUAUAUAUGUGUGUGUGUUUGUGUGCGCGUGUGCGCGCAUAUCAAUAUCCAUACAUAUGUGUGUCUAUACAUAUACACAUGCAUAUACAUACACACACACACGCACACACACACAGUAGUCACACGAUUGCUCAAACCGCCACAAGGCUUCUUAAAGCUGGAAACAUGCUUUAUAAAACGUGCCCACCCCCUUGCAAAUCUGUCUUUCAAUAAUAAUUUUAAAAACCUUUCUGCAUCCCAAGAACCUUUGCUGCUCCUGCACAUUGCCUACUCAGAAGUAACUCCUGUUUGGUUCAGUGGGCAAUCCAAGGAAUCAAGCGCCUUCUCCCCAAAUUUGAGCCUAAAGAGAAACUUGUGGUUCAGGCUGAGGGCCUGUCAGCCACCCAGUUUAACAAAUCAGCAACGCCACCUACAGUGGUGCCCCGCAAGACGAAUGCCUCGCAAGACGAAAAACUCGCUAGACGAAAGAGUUUUCUGUUUUUUGAGUCGUUCCGCAAGACGAAUUUCCCUAUGGGCUUGCUUCGCAAGACGAAACGUCUUGCGAGUUUGUUUCCUUUUUCUUAAAGCCGCUAAACCGUUAAUAGCCGCUAAGCCGCUAAUAGCCGCUAAGCCGCUAAUAGCCGUGCUUUGCAAGAUGAAAAAACCGCAAGACGAAGAGACUUGCGGAACGGAUUAAUUUCGUCUUGCGAGGCACCACUGUACCUUGUUUGGAAACCAGUCAAGUGACAGAUAUAUAUAUUUCAAUGAGUUAAUUGGGCGGGGGGGGUUGAGGGGGUCUCCAAAGGUAACGGCAGACUUGUUGUUAAAUGACAGGCAAGAAAUUAUUAUUGCAUACUGUACAGUAUUUAUUUAUUUUUCCUUGGGGCUCAUGACAGCUUGCAUAUAAAAAUGAGAACCGGCUAAACGAGAACCAUGAGGGGAAAAUCAUUUUAAAAACCAACACUAUUAGAAGUAGAAUAUAUAUACAGUGGUACCUCGGGUUACAUACGCUUCAGGUUACAUAUGCUUCAGGUUACACACUCCACUAAGCCAGAAAUAGUGCUUCAGGUUAAGAACUUUGCUUCAGGAUAAGAACAGAAAUCGGGCUCCGGUGGCAGCAGGAGGCCCCAUUAGCUAAAGUGGUACUUCAGGUUAAGAACAGUUUCAGGUUAAGAAUGGACCUCCGGAACCCGAGGUACCACUGUACAAGUAAAGUAUAUAUGGUAUAGUAAUAUAUGCAUAUGUGUGUGUGUGUGUGUGUGUGUGUGUCUGUGUGUGUGUGUUAUAUGUAUAUGCUUGGAAAAAUCUAUUGGAACCAUGCAAACAAUCAUAAUUAAAAACAGUACAGCACCAGCCCUUUCAUUGAAAGCAGUCAGUUCCUAAAAGCCUGUUUGAACAAAAAAGUCUUCACCUGCCAGCUUCACCAUUUUCAGCCUGAGGCGAGCACCCAAGGGCCACAUACCAGUGGUGGGGCAGGCCAGAGGCAAAAGUCGGCAGAGCAGAAAAUAGAUCAUGGGCUGCUUAUUAACAGGCUUUAGUCUUAGGUCAGUGGUUCAGGAUUUCUAUCCAACUAGACAUGUUUAAAGGAAGCAAACUUUACUCUUAUUUAUUUCAGUUUCAGCCCUGAUCCUAAACAUGCUUAUGUGGAAAUAAGCCCAAUAGAUUUCAACUGGAUUUACAUCCAGAUAAGUCGUCGUCUUCUUCUUCUUCGGCGAUCAUAAGUAUGCCUAGUGUUGCAGCUUUGAUACAUCACCUCAUCUCUGAAGCCUUGAAUCCAUUCUUUCCCUGAUUGGGACUCAGAGUUCCAGAAUGAUGAAACAUUUUGCCUGUUCUUUAUCCUCCUACUUCCUUUCUCCUUUCCUUUCAAGGUCUAGGAAGGUAUUUUUCUGGGAAACCAUCACAGGGUAUGGAUCAGCCCAAGGCCCAGAGGCUGCUUCACAAACUGAGGUGUGGUGUGUGGGCAACAUUGUAUGAGGGAAGAAUAAAUCGCAUGGUUGACCCCACCCCCAUUACAAACCACAUAGUCAAGAUCACACUUGUUUCUCUCUGGAUUAAGUAACUUUUCUUUGGUUUCAUUUCCCAAGCAGUGUCACAGGAAGGAUCAUAGAAUGAUAGAAUCGUAGAGUUGGAAGGGACCACGAGGAUCAUGUAGUUCAACCCCAUGCAAAUCAGGAAUCUUUGGCCCAGAGUGGGGCUCAAACCCAUGACCUUAAUAAAUUGAAUUACUGCUUACUAACAGACUUGAGUCUUAGGUCAAUGGUUCAGGAGUUCCAUUCAGCAAAAGUGUAUAUCCACCUAUGCAAAUUUAAGGGAAGCAAACUUUAAUCUGCAAUACCCAGCUAUCCUCUUUCUCUACCCCUUUCAAGUCAUGAAGAGUAAAUUCUGUGGCCAUGUUGUUCAACUAAAAUUGUUCUCCCCCAAAUAAUAAUCUGUGAGAAGCUCAGCAACACUGUCUAGGCAGGAUAGGAUUGGAGAAGCUUAAAGACAGUAAGACCUCCUUCCUCAGGCAUUUUCACUGAAAAGGUGAAGAGGGAAGUAUUUUACUCAUAUCCCAGUUGGUUGGGAAUUUUCUCUUCCUAUCACUGGAAAACUUUGUCCGUAGAACAUGAGACUCAUAAUCUCAGGAUCAUAGGUUUGAGCCCCACAUUCGGCAAAAGAUUCCUGAGAAUUCUGUGAUUCUCUGAGAUGAGUGAUCAUGAAACUCCCCUUGUAUUCCCAAGCAACAAUUUUGUUGUCUGACAGCAUGGUGUGGGAAAGUCAUCCAACUAAAGGUUCUUUGGUCAUGCAAGAGGUGAAGUAAAUGUUUAGUUAUUUAUUUAAAAGAUUUAUGAACCACUCACAUAAAAUAUCAGAGUAUAAACUAUGCGCCAGGUUGGAACGUUGGCCCUAUUCUUACUGGUAGCUGACCAAGCCCAAAGGAACGGCAAGGGACUUGGCCAUGCAUUAACGGUGCCUUGCAUUCCUUUCACAGGGGUCCUGCACAGCGGCAGCUCAGACUUUGAGUCAGUGGAUGAUCUGUUUGAAGCGGUCGGGGAGCUCUUGCAAGAUGUGGCCAGAGACUCGAAGGACGAUGAGGACAUCCGUGCUAUCUGCCAGCGGAUGUACAACACUCUCCAUAUGUAUGCUCCCUUUGACUGAUACUGAGUGGGUGAAGCUGAGAGCAGGCAGAGGGGACCAAACAAAUGGCAAUAAUGCAGCCAGUGGGGAUCUAGAUUAUGCAGAGAUUGCAGGGCUCUGGCAGCUCCUGGUUUUAGGCAUGUUUCCUUUUCUAUUGCUUUCCCAGGGUUUGAGGGCAGGAUAUUGGACUGUGUGACUGUUGUUUUCAUCGUAUGAGGCUGUUUCUGUGAGAAGUAUUAAUAAUGACUGAGAGAGAAAUUUUUUUUAGGGUCUCUUAGCUAAUUAUCUUGUGUCUGGCAGGGACAGCGAAAACUCCCAGGGUAGCAGGCAGGUGCUCCUGGAUGCUCCCAUUCAGCUUUCGAAGAUCACAGACAAUUAUGGUGAGUAGCACUGGCAGAAGGGCCUGUCGCAUCUGGGCUCCCCUACUGGAUCAGACCAGGGAUCCAUACAGUGGCUGGCUAGAUAGUGGUGCAUGAAGGCAGUAGUUUGCCUGCCCCCCUCCCCUGUCCACAUGCAACAGGUAUACUGUCUUUAGAUCUGGCGGUUCUGUUUAGCUGUCAUUGGAUAGUAGUUGUUGAUCAGUCUUCUGCUUAAUUUUGAUUUUUUUUUAAAAAAAUUAAAGCCUCCUAAGCUUAUUAUAAUUCUUUGCUGCAGUAAAAUUUGGCUCCUGCAGCCAAACUGGUUUUAAAUGUAUUUCUCUGUUUUCCUUUGGACCACGUCAGUGAGACUGGGAAGCCCAGGAUCUCCAUGUUCACUGCCCAGACUUCCACCCCAGAGAGGUCACUGUGGCUUUGCUAAUACAGCAGUUUGACUUUACUGCCAAAGGCAUACUCCAUUGUCUCUCAACAGACAGGUGCCAACAAUGCAACAACAAUACCAACUACGCUGCUUUAUUAAGCAGGGUACAGUGGAGGAAGGGACUGUAUUGGUGCUGAAGAUCUUUCACUGCUCUCUUGCUUGAUUUCAGAUUCUGGCUUGGAUGUGCUGCCAGGGCUGAUGUUGAAGAGAGAUCAGAACUCGGUAAGCGAACCAGAGCUGGAGGGUCAGUUGACUCCAAGCUGCUGAGCCAGCUAAGGCUAUAUUGUUAGGGUAGCAAGGACCCCUUUGCUCUCUAGAUCAGGGGUGGCCCACAUGGUCCCUCCAGGUGUUGCUGGACUGCAGCUCCCAUCAUCCCUGACCAUUGGCCAUGCUUCCUGGGCUGAUGAGAAUUGAAAUUCAACGUUUGGAGGACACCACCUUGCUUACCACUGGCAUAUUGCAUCCUGGCUUCCUCUGUCUCCCUCUGCUCCAUUUCAGUCCAUAUAUUCCAUUCUGCAGUGUGCUGCAGUUGGGUGGAAUGGGAGGUAGCAUAACUGUGCUGGGGCGGGGGGCGCAACCUAAUCCCAGUGACUCAACCUCUGAUGCUUCUUUCUCCCUCGCUUGCACUGCAGAUAGUGAAUGCCAAGAAGCUGGAGAAAGCAGAGGCUCGCCUCAAAGCAAAGCAGACUAAGAAGCAGGACCGAGAUUCUAUGAAGUCUGGAAGCCCAUUGUGAGUGAAAAGUCUUGUCAACCUUGAGCAGGGAGGGCAUGGUUCCUGCUUCUCAGACCCCACGGGAGAUUCCUAGGAGGCUGGCAGCAAAAACUUCAAAAUUCCUGGAGCUGGAUAUCGUAGACAUGUGCAAAAAUUGUGCUGCCAGAGCUGGUUAUCUUGCCUUGUAUUUUUUGGGUAGACUCAGCUGAUCAAAGGUGCUUGCAGAGAGCGCUGUGUGUUGGAGCAACAAGUACCUCACCAAGGGCUUUGCAAGUGCCACCAAUCUGCAGUUCUCUUUUUGGCCCAGCUAUUAGUUUGGGCGUGGUUUGGUCAAAAUGGCUUGGUGGGCCAAAUAGGGAGGCUGGUGAGCCAGAGGUUCUCUGCUUCUGGCCUAGAGUCCUUAUGCACAGGGUGGAGGAAAUACUGACCCAGUGGAUGUGCCAGGAGGCAAGGAGACUCUGGGGAAGAUAGAGUUGGCUGGCUGCUUUUCAAUACAAAAUUACAUCCUCAGGGUCCUUGGGAGUUUUCCGUCUCUCAAAAUACUAGGUCUCAGGGCCACCAAAUGAAACUAUUCUUCUCCCUAUCCACAUAGAAAACUACUGUGCCAGGGAGAUGGGUUCUAGCCUACAUACAAGAAUCAAGUUUUCAUGGUAGGAGUAAGGCAUUCCAAAUAAUGGGAAGAAAUGUUUGCCUUCCCCUGCUUUAAUGGUCCCUUUUGUUUGUUGCCUGAUGUCAGGGUGCUUGAAGAAGCAUCUGCCAGCCAAGCAGCCAGCAAGAAGGAAACUCGUCUCGAGACAUCAGGCAAGAACAAAUCCUACGAUGUACGCAUUGAGAACUUCGACGUGUCCUUCGGUGAGCGGUGAGUGCUUGCAGGCUGAUGGGCACCCAGAGUUUGUGGGGUAGACAUGCCUGUCAGCUGUGAAUGGGAACCUCUGAAAUGGCAGGUGGUGCUCAGGUUGUUGCCAGGCUUGUCCAUGGGGCUGCCUGUAUGCAGUUAUAGUUUAAAAAACAUGAUCAAUGACUGGAACUGAGCAUUGAACAUCUUACUAAUGCUGAAACAGCCUUUUUCUUGUUGCAAUUCAAAGUGCCGGCAGUUAUCCUGUUAGAACUCUACCUGGCUUGAGAGCUGGGGAAUUUCUAUUUUGGUGUCUGUCCGCCUGCCUGUAUACUUGGGCAGUCUUUGAAGGCUCUCCUCUGGGUGCCCUUACUGUCUAAAAUGAUGGGUAGCAACUGAGGACAGGGCCUUUGUGGUAGUGGCUCCCCAAUUAUGAAAUGCUUUCCCCAGAGAGCCUGAUCUAGCACCUUUUAUAAUGUGUCUUUUGUGCUGGGCAUAGAGCAUUUUAUUUUCCAAGGCCUUCAAUAUCUUUUACCGCUCCUGUUUCUCCUUGCUUUUAUCUCUUCUGUUGCUGUUGUGUUAUUUGCAUGUUAUGGCUUUUAGCUAUUGCAGGAAUGUUUUACACCGAAGGGUGAGGUACACAUUUAUAAAAUAGUAUGUUUGGAAGUUGUUGGAAGCUUGGGAGGCCAGGAGGUAUUUGACAGAAUACUAGCUGUGAUGGCUAAGUUCUGCCUCUGUAGUUGAAGGCAGAAGGAAGUCCAGCGCUGGGUGGUGUGAUGGCUGGAUUUAUGCUACUUGUGAGCAGAAACUAAAAGCAAAGCAGUAGAAAGGGGGUGGGGAGAGAGAGAGAGAGAGAGAGAGAGCUUCCUAAGCUAGCCUACUUGUAGCUCUACCCACAAGGUGUUGACACUCUGCCUCAUCUGCUUCCCAUGCUUUCUGUAGUUUGGGAGGACAGCAACCUGCUUUGUGCAGAGACUCCAAUGGGCCGGUAACACUGACUGUUAUAAGGGUCUGUGUGUUCUCUCCUUUCAGUGUUCUCCUCACUGGUGCAGACUUGAACCUGGCAUAUGGCCGGCGAUAUGGCCUGGUGGGCCGGAACGGGUUGGGCAAAACGACGUUGUUGAAGAUGAUUGCCAGCAGUAACUUGCGCAUACCCUCACACAUUAGCAUCCUCCAUGUGGAGCAGGAAGUGGCGGGGGAUGAUACGCCAGCCCUGCAGAGCGUGCUAGAGUGCGAUACCACCCGCGAGAGUCUGCUGAAGGAGGAGAAGGAGCUGACAGCCCGAGUCAAUUCUGGAAGGUAAACCUAGUCUUGAUGCUACCUUCCCAAAUUUCUUAGCUCAGACAUAAGCAUCCUCUGGUACCGAGCGGACCUUCUCUUACCACCCAGAAAACUGACACACUGUUCUUAUGUCCUGUUUCAGGGGAGAAGGCACUGAAGGCGCUCGACUGUCAGAAAUCUAUGCCAGGCUAGAAGAGAUUGAGGCAGACAAGGCCCCAGCAAGGUAAGAUGCCACUCAUUUUAGUUGUGGCAAAUGCAUAUCUUCAGCCAUUUGCUUAGUUGUCUAUUAGAUGUCAAAGACAGAAAUUUUCUGAAUGGCUGCCAGGAUUUGGGAUGUAUGAUGUUCUAAACCCUGGCUUUCAAAUCCAGUUAGGAGGUGCAGUCCUUUGCCGGGCUUAUGUCAGUAGGUUGCUUGAUGGGGCACCUGUCAACAACCUCAGGGCUGAGGUGAACACACCAUGAAUUUGGCUUCUGACCUUGCUGAUCUGCCCAUAAAUUGACCAUGAUCUGCCCUUGGUGUCCCAUGCUGGUCUCCAGCUCUGGUGGAAUCGAACAGCUCCAGUCUUCGCCUGUUUACAAAGAGCCAAGCACUUCUCAGCCAGGCGUGCCACAGGGAAGCAGCAGUGGCAUAACUUGUGCAACAGGGAUGUGUUAGCUGCUCACAAAGCCCCACCACUUGGCCAAGCGAGUCUGGGAGGAGGAGAAGGCUGAGUGCCAGCCACUCUUCUAGCCAUGCCUGAGCAGCCACCCACUGAGGCACACUUCUUGCCUGAGGGGUGAGAUGGUGGCUGAAGAGGUUGCAUGCCAGCCACUCUCCAAGCUGUGCCUCCACCCUCCCUUCAAGACAUGCAUUUAGGCCUUGGAUGUAAUUGAAGCAGGAUAUUAGUAUGUUACAGAAAGGGUGCAGGGGUCAGAUUCAAGGGCAAGCUGGAACACCUCUCCAACUUUUCUGUUCUCCAACUGCAUGUUGGAGUCUUGCUGAGAGGGCCAGGGAUUGUAUCUCUGCAGUACUGAUUACUUUAUAAUCAUUAAAAGAAUUACAUUUACUUUAAAGGAAAUGGGGAGUUGAAACAGUUCCCAGGGUGUGCCUAUGUGGGAACCACAAGUGCGCAAUCUUGGGGUUCCACUGCAGAAGGAAGGUUGGGUUUAAGUGUCAGGAAAUAAAUAAAUUCUGCCAAUUAGACUGGCAGCUUCUGAGGCAGAUGUCUGUUAAAACUGCUUGGGUAGGAGAACUGCACAACUGAUUAUCACAUUCAGCUUGAGCUGGUAAAGGUAAUAUUUUGGUGUGAAGCUUGCUGCUGAUCUUCCUUUCUUUCUCUGUCUGUUUACAUUUGAGUAAACUCCAGCACUGCAUCUCGGAUGGGUGUUGUGCCUUUAAAUUUAUCGUUAACAGUCUUGAGUGCGUUCAGAGCGACAUAUAGAUCUUUCAGCCAAUUGGAACUGCAGAACAGUUUCUCUUCAUGGGAAAUACUUUGUCCCCCAACUUACUGACUUGGUUCAAUUAUUUAUCUUCUCCCUCCCACCCCCCGUGCCACUUUUCAGAGCAUCUGUCAUUCUUGCUGGGCUGGGAUUCAGUGCAAAGAUGCAGCAACAGACAACCAAGUAAGUGAUCUCUACCAGAGCUUGACUUUUUUCUGCUAUGAUCUGAGCUGUUGGGAGUCCUAGCUUUUCCUCCUUUCUACCUUAGCAGGUCAGGUGGUUUUUGUGGGUGAGGUGUACAUACCAGGUGAUGGAAAGCUUGGUAACCACUUGCUUCACAUUACAAUUUGGGCAGGGGAUGUGGGUAGAGAGACAAUAGAUUGAGCUGGGAUGCUUCUAGUUUCCACCUUGUAUUGUUGAGAACCGUAAGGCUGCCUGCUGUAUCUGUAGGCUGAUGGGUGCCCACCUGGCACAGGGAAUCUGAUGUAUGUUCCUUCUUUCCAGAGAGUUUUCAGGUGGUUGGAGAAUGAGGCUGGCUUUAGCUCGUGCCCUUUUUGCCAGGUAUGUCUUGUUGAUGUGCUGUGUUCUUGAAUGGUACAAACUCCUGGGCUGAGUGGGAAUUGACAACCCAGCAAAUCUAAGAGAUCUAAACAAAAACAGCUGAAGUUGGAUGGGAUAGUCAUUGUUGGCUUAUGCCAUCCCACGUUGUAAGAGAAAAUGCUUUCAAAACAACUUCAUAGUAGCCUUCAAACUGAGCCUUAAUAUUGAUUGUCUGCCUCUCUUUCUUGCUUUCUCCAUCCCUUUCUCCUUGUCCUGUUGGUUCUGGUGUUCUCAGGCCUGACCUCCUCCUGCUUGAUGGUAAGUAUUGUCUGGAGGCAAAUGGGGGAGAAGAAAGUGCAUACUACACAGUAUUCUCCAAAUGUGAAAUGCAAUGUUCCACGUGCUGCUACCCUCAAUAAACAGCGUUUCCAUGCGCUGCUCUGGUUUCGGUGUUCCGUUGCGCCAGAAGUGGCUUAGUCAUGCUGGCCACAUGACCCGAAAAAAACUGUCUGUGGACAAACGCCGGCUCCCUCGGCCUGUAAAGCUAGAUGAGCGCCGCAACCCCAGAGUCAUUCGCGACUGGACUUAACUGUCAGGGGUCCUUUACCUUUAGCUUUUUGACCCUCAACUGUUGGGGUUCCGUUGUUCAUUUCCAAGUUGAUCUUGCCAAAGUUUACAGUGGUAAACUUGCAGUGGUAAAUGAAGCAAACAGGUCGCCUCAAAAUGAUUGCUUGAAGCUAUGGUUUGAAGUUGGCUUUCUAACCAUAAUUUGAAGGCUAAAAGAGCAAGAUUGAAGGAAGAUCUAAAUUGAGUCCUGGUCCUCUUGCUCUGAAUUAAUCCAGUCCAGAGCAAGAGGACCAUGACACAAUUGAUCCAAUCCAGAUCAACUGGCACCAUGUUUCUGUUUGGUUCUGUGUUCUAAACAUACCGUAUUUUUCGCUCUAUAACACGCACCAGACCAUAACACGCACGUAGUUUUUAGAGGAGGAAAACAAGAAAAAAAAUAUUCUAAACGAAAUAGUGGAUAUAUGAUUUUUGUGGUUCAUGCUGUGGCCACAGACAUGUGAUCUGACAGUGAGUUUGGAGUAGCCCAAUGCAAAAAUCCUGAGGAUCCAUGUGGAUCCAUGCUUUGUAACCACGGAGGAGGGAAGGAAGGGGAACCAUGGAUCCUCUGCUCACGACUGCAGCAGAUCCCCCCCGCCACCUGCAGGCAUUCGCUCCAUAACACGCACAGACAUUUCCCCUUACUUUCUAGGAGGAAAAAAGUGAGUGUUAUGGUGCAAAAAAUACGGUAUAUUAAAAGUGUCCCUCCAUUUUAAUAAGCACUCAAAGUUUGUAAGUGGUGGUCUCUGUUGACCCAUAAAACAGGAGAAGACCAAAUUACUGUUUAGUCCAACUCUUUUCCAGCAAAGCACGUCCAUCUAUCCCCAGCAGAUCUACUUAAGUCCUCUGGGAUCUAACAGGUUGAUACAAAGACCCUCUUUUGGUCCUAGAAAUGUGUUUGGUAUUUUGGAAUUUCUAGGAGUUUGUUUGUUGUUGUUUUUUAGUUGUUCAGGUUCAGAGCUUUUGCAUUGUAUGCGGACACUUGCCAGUCCUAAGAGAGAUGUGUGACCCUUUGAAUUAUGGAUCUAGCACAGUUGCCUGUAAUCAGACCCAAAAUAUAAGUGAAACCUCUCUACCAAGUUCUCUCAAGGGAAAUUUAAUUGAUGGCACCUUCAGUUCAAUGGCGCAGCUAAUUUCCUACCAUCACUACUGUUGGUUAGCAGAUAUCCAGGAUGUUUUCUCCCCAGUUCUUGGGGUACUUAAGUUGCUUUCAUGGGGGACUGAACCCAGGAUGCUUAAUUGCACAGCAUAUGCUGUACCACAGAGUUACAUCAUCACUUUGUCGAAGAACUUCCCUCCUGUUUGGAGAAUGGGUGCUUUUUAAUUGAACUGCUAAGUCCCUUGCCAAAGAACCUGAUUUUUGUUCACUUCCAGAGCCGACCAACAUGUUGGACGUGAAGGCUAUCAUCUGGCUGGAGAACUAUUUGCAGGUCUGUUGGAAGCUAAAAGAAUAUUUUUCCAGAUUGUGCUUCUGGUUUGCUUUGGUUUGUUUCCCUUAGCAUUUUGAUGAAAGGUGGGAAGAGGCUAUGGUGAGAAAUAGGUUAGGUCCUCCUUGAUCUGUCUGAAAUUUCCACACUGCUGAGGUUGUCUCUUGGUUGCUGGCUCUUCCAGACAUGGCAGUCGACCAUCCUGGUCGUGUCCCACGACCGGAAUUUCCUGAACGCCGUGGCCACUGACAUCAUUCACCUCCACUCGCAGCGGCUUGACAGCUAUCGUGGCGAUUUUGAGAACUUUGUCAAGAUCAAAGAAGAGCGGUUGAAGAACCAGCAGCGCGAAUAUGAGGCUCAGCAACAGUAUCGAGAGCACAUCCAGGUAUGGUUCAGGGAGCAGAGCAGGGUUUAGGGAUAUAGCCUCACUGUGUGGGUCAAUAUUAAGAGCCUGUCAGAGGGAGGUCAUGUAGAUUCAUUUUGGACCCAUCUCCUGAGCUUAGGGUGGAGAUCCUAAAGCCAUCUAGAUAUUGCUAGACUCUCAGCCCCAUCCUCCCUGACCACUUCACAUUCUCUGGCUGAGGCUGAUGGACCACCACAGUUUCUGUCUCCAGUAAAAGUGAAAUUCUUUGACCUAUGUUGGCAUUGUGCAAAAUUGCUUUUCACAUAAUUUGUACUGUGGUUUCCAAAUUAUUUUGCGUAAUUUAUUCUGGAAUUCCAGGCCACGGGGAUAAGUAAGAAGCUGGAGGGUGAAUGAAGCCCCACCCACCCUUACCUACCGAAUUUGGCCACAUGCCUGUGACUUCUGAGAUUUCAGCAUACAGAUUUUCAAGCAUGCCUCUGCAGCCCUACGGAUUAGAAACUUGCUUUUAAAAAAGAAAGAAGCAUGAGAUUCUCAAGAGGCCAAAUCCUGUGCCCAGCACAAUUCUCUACCCUUUUUCUUUGCAUGUGGAAUUUCAGCAUUCAGUACGCAGUACUGCACUCAUACCUCGGUUUAGUGAAUUUAGGUGAGGGCUGUUAGUUUUCUCUGCACCUAAUCAAAUAAGGAGUGCACAGCAGAUUUAAUCAGUUCUUUUUUAUUAUUCAAAUAUUCACUAUAAAUCGUCUCCCCCCCCCCCUUUUAGCAUGUAAAUCAAUGCACAGUGAAUUGGUUAAAAUUCAUAUGGUGAAUCAGCUCACACAUUUUAAUCGGGUGACAGCCUAAAAUAAAUAGAAGAUCAUUGAUGAGAAAGAGAACGUCCUGUGUGCAAUGACUCCACUCUGAUAACCUCCACAUGUGUACAUUUUGUGUGAUUCUGCUUCAAAGAUUAGUUUCCCCUGCAAAGCAUUUGAAACCUUUUUUUGCAAGGUCUGGGGUCACAGAGGUGAGAUGUUGAGAACUGGGGUGAGAUGGAGGAAGACCACUGGAACCCAUUUCCACCCCGACUUGCCAAUGUUUCUGAGACUUCACUAGGUACGGCCCACAGGCUUACAAUCUUCUGUCUAAACUGGAAUGAGAAACAUGUGAGUGGGUUUUGAAUGAUAUGCCUAUGAGUACACAGAAUGUGCUCUGUUCCUCAGGUUCAACCCCCACUAUACCUGAGGACCCCCGUAUUACUUCAGUGGCACCUGCAAGAAAGCAAUAUGACCUACUUCUUAGGCCUCAUUGCAUUGCAGAGGGUGCCAUCCAGGGCAAUGCAUUUUUGAAAGUACAUCCUGAUUAAAAUCACCAGGAUGCACCUGUAGAAAUAAAAGUGGCUAGGGUCCACAAAUGAGCCAUGUUCUCAUGACUGAGACUCUGCAGGAGGCUUCUCCUACCUGAAAGACUCUGAUCUUCCCUUCUCUCUCUCUCUCUCUCUUUAAGGUCUUUAUUGAUAGAUUUCGCUAUAAUGCAAACCGAGCGUCUCAAGUGCAGAGCAAACUCAAACUUCUGGAGAAGCUGUGAGUAUCCACCACAGCUGGAUUGAGCAUUAUUUGUCAGGGGUGCACAAUCAUGUUGGCCCAUAUUUGCAUUGCACGGUUCUACCUGGAGAUAGACAACUGCCUUUAAACUUUGGGGUUGCAAAGAGUUUUGUUUUCUUAAGUUAUGGGGUGGCACAAAGAUGGUGUUAAUGAAUAAGUGAGUGAGUAAUUGUAGGCUCUGCAGAUUGCUGUUAGGGCAAGAAGGUAGUAUAAAAUAUUUAAAUAUAUAUCUAUAUAUCAAUAUCAAUAAGCAAAAUAAAUUGACUGGGGUGAUAACAGAGGCCUGGAAGUGCAGGGCCCACAAAGUCACCAAGAUAUCAAAGUUCCUUGGACAAAAUUUUCUUUUUGGAAUCUUUGCAAUUUGUAUAUAGAUUGGAAGCGUAAGAAUUCCCCAACCCCCAAAAAAUAUAUUACUGUGUUGAACUUAAUGAAUCCAGGCCAGCACUCCUGCCUUAUUAUAAACCAAGUGAGGUGAAUCUUUUGCUCUCCAAAUGUGCCAUCAUCCCUGGUCAUUGACCAUGCUUGCUAGGGCUAGUGGGAGUUGUAGUUCAACAACAUCAGGGGGGCCAAAGGUUCCCCACUCUUGUUAUUAACAGAGAAAACAGGUUGUUUCUGGAAAUCUACAGUGCUUUCCAAACUGAGUUAAGGCCCCAUGCUUUGCUGUCUUUGAACUCAUAGGCCAGCCUUGCCAGAUGUUACUGGGCCCCCAUCAGCCCCAGCCAGCAUAGUCAAUGGCCAGGGAUGACUGGAGUGAUCAUUCAACAACAUAUGGAGAGCACCAGGUUGAGCAAGGAUGGCUUAGAUGCGCUUGUCAAGUAGUUAGGAGAACUUUGACUUGAAGAGGAUGGGGGCGGGCUGCUUUCACUGAUUCCGGUGAGUCCGGAGUAGAGGAUGGCUCUUUCCAUGGAGGUGCUCUGGUGUGAGUGAGGCCUUCCCUGCUUCUAAAUUGCUGUGUCCUCUUUUGUUGCAAUGAGUCUGACCUUCUUUUGUCUCUUAGGCCAAAAUUGAAACCUGUGGACAAAGACUCUGAAGUGAUAAUGAAGUAAGUGGCUCUUCACAUAAAUGAGACAGCUGACUUUUGCAGAGGAGGGUGUAGGAGAGCUGAAAGCUCUCAGCCUCAUUAGCCAGAACCAUUCUUUUCUUGACCUUCUUGGUCUCGAUAAACUCCUCACUUCAUGACCACUAAGUCAAGAGUUGGUUGGUCUUGGAUACCUUUGUGCGUUUAAGAACUUCUUAGUCAGUGGAAAAUCAGCUGUUUUAGGAACUUGCCUGGGACAACAUACUGUGUUGCAUACUGCAAACGGAAAGUGAAGAGACCUGCCUUCCCCAACCUGGUGCCGCCUGCAGAUGUUUUGGACUACAACGCCCAUCGUUCCUAACCAGUGGCCAUGCUGGUUGGAGCUGAUGGGAAUUGGUGUCCACUGACAUUUGGAGAGCACAAGGUUGGAAAGGCUUCUCCAGACUUCAAAUCAAGUUGAAACCUGGUUGGGAUGCAAUACCAUAACAUAUGGGGAAGAUGUUCUCCUUCCUCUUGUUUUCCUGCUCCAGAAGAUCUCAUGUCCACAGAUUGGUUUGAGUUUCUCAUUUUGGUUCUUUAUUUUUUCGGGGGCUUCAGACUGAUUCAUACCUCAGGCACCUUCUGCAGAGGGUUCUGUGAAAGGGCUUUUUAAAAUGUGGCCUGGAUGCAAGUGUCUGGUAACAGGCUCUUUAGAGAGUGCAGAUUCUCUGCAUGGCAUUUCCUGUUCUGCACUUAGAAGCUCCUGCAGUGGACUUCCAUUGCCAAUGACCCAAUGACACAGUGUCUGGGUCUAUAGAGAAUUCAUCUUUUUCACACUGCUGUCUCGCAGAUAUAGAAUCAUAGAAUUGGAAGGGACACUUCCAUUUUUCUCAGAUGUUGUGGUGUGGUGGCUCGUGUUCCUGAUAUGGUCCCUGACCACUAAUGCUAUAACAGCCCUGAUGGCCUGAUGGCUAAAGAGAUGGAGCUAUAAACUGAGAAGUCUCCAGUUUGAAUCUUGUUCAGCAUGCCUCCACUCCCCACUGCAUCUGUUACAUGGUGGUAAUAAUACUGGCCUGCCUUAGGGAGUUAUUGUAUGGAUUGCAAUAAGAUUCUUUAUAAUGGUUUAUUCCUUGUAUGACAAUUUCCCAUCUAGGCCCUGACCUACUUGGCUUCAGCAAAUUGGAUGUAUUACAUGCCAUUAGACUGUACCUCUAAUAAUGUAUGAGAGGUGCUUUGAACACAGAAACCACUGUAAGUGCUAAGUAUUAGGGUCAGAAUAGCGCUAAGAAUUCAGUAAAAUCUUACAGAAGUGUUUUCCCUGCUGCCCACCACUCUGGUUUGUGCUAAUUCCUUUUGGUCUCAGUUUCCUUCUCUUUCCUGCAGGUUCCCAGAUGGCUUUGAGAAGUUUUCUCCUCCCAUCUUGCAACUGGAUGAAGUGGACUUUUACUAUGAGCCCAACAACUACAUCUUUCGCUCCCUCUCAGUCUCAGCCGACCUGGAGUCCCGCAUCUGUGUGGUAUGGAGAGGGGUUUUCUCUUUUGAUUAUCUCUAUUGAAGUUUUGAGCAGAGAAAUGACAAUUAAAAGAGAGGGUGACAUUUGAUUUCGCGUUAUGAUGAAUGUUCGAUCUGUGCAAGGGUUGCAGCUUGCCAGACAGAAUGAUCCCCUUUUCUUUUCUCUCCCUGCCUCACUUCCCGGCAUACUGUUCUAGAAGUUCUCUCUGCGUGCACGCGCGCACACACACCCACACACCCCUGAGCCAAUUCCCGGGGGUGUGCAGGAAAAGGAAAUGGGAGAAAGCCCCAUUGCAUACUUGCAUAGGGCUUCCGCUAAUAGGCAUUGUCAGGUGAAACCCUCCCAGAGUUCUGAAGGAUGUCCAUUCAUUUAUUCAUUCAUUGUUUCCUCUAGGUAGGGGAGAAUGGAGCUGGCAAGUCUACGAUGUUGAAGAUCAUGAUGGGAGACCUGGCACCUGUUGAAGGAAUUAGGCAUGCUCACAGGUAGCUUCAGCAAAAAUAAGGGGGCUUGAUAGUGUUAUGGGGUGAAUGGGUCAAACCACAGAAAGCGGAGUUGUGAAUACAACAUAGAUUCCUGCCAAGCAUUUGGGGUAUGUGCUUCUGUGUUGCUUUCUGUCUCCAGCAGAGCCUCAGUGAUAGUAUGAACUGCAAAACAUAGAUGCCGCAAAUUCUGAAAUGUGGAGCAUAGGGAUUUUGAAGCUUUUAUUAACAGGAGAAGCAACUUUCUCGUCCCUGUGGUGGGGGAGGAGCCUUUGGAAAUGUGGUGGAUAGUUCUUGAUAAGAACUCAAUACAUUUGAGGCGCUAUCAGAGCCCAAGAGUCCGAUUUGCUGUACUUGGCAAAGCUUCUCGUCAUCCACCUUAAACCCCUUUUCUCUUUAAUGUCUUGUAUGAUUCCUCCCUUUCAUUCAUUACAUUGACUCUUUAUUGGAAGAGAAAUAAAUCCAAAUGAUUUAGGAACUGGAGUGAUAUGUGGGAAUUAAUAUAUGAAACCUACUUUCCACUAACUAUUUCAGCAUACUAAUUCAAAUAGAUUCAGUAAGAGAUCAUUUGCCUUGGUCAUGGGGGGAAUUGUGGAAAAUGGAUCUCCUUUGGUAGCUGAAGGAAAAACAGUCCAUUUGUGCUUUUAUACUCUCUCCUCGGGGUCAGGCAGCAACAUUUUUGUACAUAGUGAAAGAAUGACAUUGUUCCUUCACUUAGGUGGUUUCAGAAAUGGGAGGUUGUUGCUGCAUAAUUGCUUCCUGUAAUAACACAUUCUCUCCUCGCUCUGGCUUGGCAGGAACCUUAAGAUUGGCUAUUUUAGCCAGCACCAUGUGGAUCAGCUGGAUCUCAACAUCAGUGCCACAGAGCUACUAGCAAAGAAAUUUCCAGGUAAGCUGUAGGGAUUCCUGUGGAGUUAGUUGGUGACACAUGACAAAAAUAAGGAUGGGUGCAAUAUAGCCAGAUUUGGGAGAAAAGAAAUAUACCUUCCUGGCCUUCAGCUAUCCAGCCUCUAGGAAAACUUAUGCUUUAUUGGUGAUCUACAAGCAGUUCAUCCUCCCCACCCCAAUAUUUCAAAAAGACACAUAUAUGUGCUUUAUACUAUAUCUAGCUUGAGUUAGGAGCUUACUCUCUCUCUUCGUUCAAGUGCAUAUUGUGUAACUCACCAGAUCAGGAAGCCCCAAGUGUCAUCUGUUGCCAGAUAGUUUCCAAACCCAAUUCAAGGUGCUCACAUUAGCAUUUAAAGCCCUAUGUGACUUGAGCCCCAAAUUACUGAAAUAUAUCCUCCUCCUCUGCAGAUCCACUCUAGGGUUAAGAUCAGCAAGGGGGGUGGUCUUGGUAGUUCCAUUUCCCCAGCCACUCUGUGCGGCUUCCAACAGAAUAUAGAAACAUAAUAAAAUGUAGUUUCUAUGUCAGGCAGAAACACUCCUCUACCCUGACCUUUGAGACCCAAGGUCCAUGUUUUCAGGACCUUAUUCCUGUGACAAAUUUGUUUUGAACUGUUUUUAAUAUUGAAAUUGUUGGAACCUGCCCUGGGCCCUGAUGUUCAAGUGCAGGCAAUAGACUGAAUUAAUAAUAACAAAUAACAAGAAUAUUUUCCCCACUGUCCUCCUGAGGUCAGCCACUCAAGAAUCCACUUCGCUCUGUAACCAAAAGACACUGUCAAGCUAACCUGCCAUCCUUAUCCAAGUAAUCUGGGGCCUCUUUUUAGCUGUCAACUCCAGUAAAAGCAUGGUUCUUUCUGUGAAUUUGUGUGCCUUGAAUGCCACGCCACUCCUCUAAUCCAGUGCUAAAAUCAGUGUGUUACUAGGCUACCGUAGUCUCACCAAUCCUGGCAGAGCAGCAGUGCUGUGGUCUUAAGAAUAUAAGAAGCCUGCUGAGUAGGGUCAUCUAGUUCAGCAACCUGCUUUUCACUGUGUCCAACCAGAUGCCUCUGGGUGGGAGACCCAUAAGCAGGCCUUCUUCUGUAGCUGCUCCCUAGCAAUGGGUACUCAUUAGCGUUGAGAGGAUCUGUUCAGCUAACAUGCUGGUAAGUGGCAGCUGCUUCAUGAAUUUUGACACCUUUCGGUAUUUGGGUUCCAGGAAAGACAGAGGAGGAGUACCGCCAUCAGCUGGGGUGCUAUGGAGUCUCUGGCGAGUUAGCAGUUCGUCCUGUUGCCAGCCUGUCUGGAGGCCAGAAAAGCAGAGUGGCUUUUGCUCAGAUGACCAUGCCUUGGUAACUAUGCUCAGAUGAGUAUGCCCCCCCACCACACCUCUGUUUUCUUUUAUAAUGACCUCAAUCAUUGCACAGGAAGGAAGUGCCUUUGUGGCUCGCUUCAGGGAUUUCCAACCCAGUGCUACAUUCAUUGCUUUUUCCUUUUCCUUCCAGCCCCAACUUCUACAUUCUGGAUGAGCCGACGAACCACCUUGACAUGGAGACCAUUGAGGCCCUGGCCAAAGCGCUCAACAAUUUCCGGGUAAAUCUUCCUCCAAGUAGCUGUUUAGUCUUUGUGCAGAAACUGACUUCCUGUCCAGCCGUGCUGCUGGGGACUGAUGGGAGUUGUAGUCCAAAACAUCUGGUUGGCAAAGGCUGUUUUACGCCAUUUAAUUGCACUAUGAACAGAGCUGAGCAGCUUUGCUGCCCUGUUCCUCGGCAAUAAGGGAGACUCUUUUUAUUACAACUAUAUCCCACAUUUCAGCCAAAACUGGCUCUCCAAAAAGGAGCUUGCAAGAUUUAAAAUAUGUUGCAAAAUCUGCAGAGAUAGCAGGAGCCCCAGGUUAGCACCUGAAGCUAGCAGAAUGGCUGGGAGAACUGAGGCUGGUACGGCAUGCUUUAAGUCUGAAGUUUCUUUGUCCUUCUUGUUCCAGGGUGGUCUGAUUCUCGUUUCCCAUGACGAGCGUUUCAUCCGGUUGGUGUGCCAGGAGCUGUGGGUGUGUGGGAAUGGCACUGUGCAGCGCAUUGAGGGAGGCUUUGACGAGUACAGAGACAUCCUGCAAGAGCAGUUUCGGAAGGAGGGCUUUCUAUAAAGCAGGUGCCCAGACUGUGUGCGUCAGCUGUUUGGGAGCGGAGUAAGCCGCCCAGCAACCCCCAUCAUAACCUGAUGGUACAGCAGGGGCUUCGCCUACAUCAUGUGAACAUUAGCUGUGCCUGUUGGGUUAACCCUUCCAACACCCCACCCCGCCCCAGAAGCCAGCACCUGCUGGGGAUUGCAGGAGGAGAAAAGCGACCAGAGUUGCCCGUUUUGCUGCUGGAUCUGUGCCAAGUCUCUGCUGGGCAGGGACCAAAGGAUGGCAGAGAGAGAGGUGGGGAGUGCCCAGUGCUGCUUUAUUGGACAGGAGGAGGGGAGGUACCUGCUGCAAGCAAUCCCUUCUCUCUCUCCACCUGUCUCCUUGGUAGAAUUGAACCUGAUGUUCAGUGAUGCAAUCAGGUGGUUUGUGCGUGUGUAAAAUGCUGCUAAAUGUUGCACAUUGAGUAGCUGCUCAAGGAAAAAGGGUGGAACUCCAAACUUGCCAUAGAAAUGGGGGGGGGUCUUCCUUCUCCCCCCACCAUUCCGCAGUAAAGAGGUCCUGCCUCUUCUUCUAACUGUCAAACACACAAUUCAGAUCCUCUUAGGAAAGCAUUUCUCUCUUCAUGGCUUAGCCUUCAGUUCCCCUUUCUAUCCUGUGCAGGUGAUGCUUUUGUAGGGUGGAAGGCAGGGAGGGGGGUUGUCUCUCCUCCCCGUCUUCACUCUGGGCUGCGAUCUUGGAAAUAAGGCGAGAGUUCUUCUGGGGUGGAAACACAACAGUUGACCCCACUGUCUGCCAGAAGGUGGUUGGUGGUCUUGGCAGUCCUGUUGUUGGGGCUUUAGUAUAAGCCAGCCUUUGCCAAGCUGGUGCCCUGCAGAUGUUUUGGACUACAAUCCUGGCUAUAUUCCCAAAACUUAUGCUGGGCACUAGAUUGGCAAAUGGUAGGUAAGCUGCUCAAAUGAAUGGUCCACACACCUGUCCGGUCUCUGAGCUUCUAACGGUCUAAACUCCAUGCAGGACUUCUGUUCUGUCCCAGCUAACACACCGUGUCUUGGUAAUUUAAAAAAAAAGAUUUUUUUAUGUUGCAAGGUAAAUUUUCAACGCCCUGAUCAUCAGCAUUGAGGUUGCUCUGUAAAUAAAAUGGGAUCUCUCUGGCA